GGGGGGUUGCUCUGUCCAGUUAUUCUUGUAUACAGUCUAUGGGUGCCGCUACAGCGCACAUCUUAAACGUGUCCCUCGUCGGAGUCCGUAGCAAACCGAAAGAGAGGUUUUUGGCGCGCUUGUUUGUUUACUCCGCAGGAAGAGUCGGCGAAACCCGAUCCAGUUUCCGGUCGAGGGUCUGACGGUCCACUCUGGUACCAGCAGAAUGGCGUCCAAAGACGGAUUCAAAACUCCGAAAACCGUCCGGACCAGGAGCUCAGGCGGGACUCCUGUCACCAUCCCGGCCUCCCCCUUCAUGAAGAAGUUGGGCUGCGGUACCGGAGUCAGUGUCUACCUGAUGAGCAGGGAGGAGCAGAUGAACGCGUCUCCGUGGGCCGUGAAGAAGAUCAACAGCAAAUGUGAGUCCAGACAGGCUGCCGUCUACCAGAACCGUCUGAAGGAAGAGGCCCGCCUCCUGCAAGGAAUCCAACAUCCCAACAUCGUCGGUUUCCGCGCCGUGGCCACCGCCGCCGACGGCUCCGAGUGUUUGGCCAUGGAGUACGGCGGAGAGCAGUCCCUCAACGACCUGAUCGAGAAGAGGAAGGAGCAGGGUCUGAAGGCGUUCCCCGCCGCCAACAUCGAGAAGGUGGCUCUGCAUGUGGCCCGCGGCCUGCAGUACCUUCACAACGAGAAGAAGCUGCUGCACGGAGACAUGAAGUCCUGCAACGUGGUCAUCAAAGGAGACUUUGAGAGUGUGAAGAUCUGCGACGUGGGCGUGUCUCUGCAGCUGGACGAGAACAUGACAGUUUCUGACCCGGAAGCAGAAUACAUCGGCACCGAGCCGUGGACACCCAAAGAAGCUCUGGAGGGGGGCGUGAUCACGGACCGGGCGGACAUCUUUGCCUUGGGUCUGACUCUGUGGGAGAUGAUGACGCUGUCCAUGCCUCACCUGGAGAUGCUGGAGGGGGAGGAGGAGGGGGGAGGUGAAGACUCCAUGGAGAAGACCUUCGACGAAGACGCCUACUACGAGUGUCUGGGGACGCGGCCGCCGCUGGAGGCGGAGCCUCUGGGAAGCUCCUACCAGAGAAUGGUGGAGCUCUUCUAUGUGUGCACCGAGGAAGACGCCAGGAAGAGACCGUCUGCAUCCCAGAUCGUCCAGGCUCUGGAGAGCAACGCCGUCCUGGAGGACCCGCACUGAGCAUGCUCAGUUCUCCCCCUGCCCCCCCAGCACAACCACAGUGAUGUCAUAGAAUCAUAACGUUUAUUAAAGUUCUGUACAACCAAA
Molecule: messenger RNA, 1264 nt
Organism: Oryzias melastigma (Indian medaka)
Lineage: Eukaryota; Metazoa; Chordata; Actinopteri; Beloniformes; Adrianichthyidae
Gene: pbk
Product: PDZ binding kinase
Exons: 7
Coding region: 206-1177 (323 amino acids)
Biological process (GO): protein phosphorylation
Molecular function (GO): protein serine/threonine kinase activity; ATP binding
Source: RefSeq, a predicted model, not a curated record